CAGGAGUCCUUUAAGAGGAAGCUUGACCUAUUUUUCAGGGCUACGAAUAACAUCUUAUUACUACUUACCAAUUUCUUUUUUCAUCUAUUAUCGUUAAUAUGAUUGGGUUCGUGCCUGGUGAUCCACUACUACUAGACACAACCAUUUGAAGGUUUGGUCUUCGAACUUCCAAAAGAUGUUUGCAACGCAUUUGAAACCAUACUUUACUCAUCCUGGGUUUCGAUUUAUGGUUUGCAAGGGUCGGAGAGUUGUGCAUUGUUAAUUGAAGUUGCACUAACGUCUUCCCCCUUUAAGCUUCUCUCUCAGAUCUUUUGUGAAAAGAGAUCUUAACAAUUGUUAGUCGAGUGGACCACCAUUACCGAGGCUUACUCAUGUUUUCUUAUUUGCACGAUUACAACACAUUUAAGAGUUGUCAGCAAAUUAUUUGAUGACUGAGAGUUACAUGUUUUUAAAGUUAUAGCAAUCGGUUAACUUUUUAUCGAUUUACUUCUUAAUCGACAACUGGUCGAAUAUAAUACAUGCUUGACGACUCAGUUGCCGACGUCACUCUUGCUGAUUUCCAGAUAUUAGAAUCACCCUGCGCCGAUGUUCCGUUUGACCGUGGCCCUCAGUUCCAUUUAAAUCUCCAGUGUCGUACAUGUGAAUCAUUUAAAGAAACGUUUGUCUGCUGUGAUUGUGUUAGGAAGGAUUCCAUAUUCUCGAAGAAGUCCGGAAAACUUAGCUUUCCUCAAAAUUCUGAUCGGAUUGUGACAGUCCGUAAAUCGGUUAAUGACUUAAAUAGAAAGAUUAAAGUAUACGAACCCAUACUGUUCAAAUCUGUAUUUCACACUUUUCAGGGUAGAGUUGAAGAGUUGAAUGCUCAGAUUUCUUCUUUGGAACAUACGAUCGAGUUUCUUACUAAAAUGAACGUAGACAAACGCAAAAAGCUACAACGUGUUCGACAAGCUAUGACACGAUGCCAUACCGCAUCCCAGCAUCUUCUGAAGCAGCAAGCUAAUUUGGUACGGCAUUUUAUCACGGUUGCACAGAGAAAAAAGUUAUUGGUAGCUGAUCUUGAUAUAGUAAACAGGCAAAUCAAGCACGUACAUGAUACUUAUUUUGAGGAGUUGCUUGGAGUUUAUUUCGUGACCGACCUGUCGACUGAUGGUUUAUCUCCGGAUAGGUUUGUUUGUUCACCUUUACAUAUCGAUAAAGAGAACAUUUUUGCAGGUCCUGAACCCACCCCAUCCAGUCAUACGGCUUUAACAUAUUGCUCAGUAGCAAUAAGGGUUUCAACUAUCUUGUUAGAUGUUUGGUUGCCAGUCUCCAUUCGCCGGAAUUUGCAUUUGGUUGGUUCUUUUUUGUCUGCAUUACCUCAGAGGGAUGAUAUGGGUCGUGUGUAUUUCGCAGUCAUUCAUGCUGUUCACCUGUUAUGCCAAUGUCGAGGGAUUGAUAUAAAACAUGGAUUAGAACAGCUUGGGAUAAGCGUAAUUCCUGGACGGAACACAUUUUACAAUCCAUUAUUUGGAUUAUAUUGCCUUGGGCAUCUGGUCAGUCACAAUAAUAAGUCUACUAGGUACUUUGACGAAUGUUACAAUAUAAAACUAGAUGGGCUUUUUGGAAAGAUUCCAUCAUUAUCCUUAAUGAGUCAUCCUACAGUUUCAUUUAGUUCACCGUGUUUUGUAGAGAAAGGCGAAGAAGUGGAUGAGAUGUUUGGCUUAUCAAACGAUAAUAGUUUAACUUUAUGUGACAAACAAGUGAAUAGGUUUACUUUAUGUAGGGCAAGUAGUUCCGACUAUGUUCAGUCAUCCAAUAAACUCGAAGAACACGACUCGUCUGUUGGUUUGGAAUGUUGGGAACUAGUUUCUGUGACCUCACCAGGAGAACCAGAAUCAUGUGAAACUACAGUGACCAAUGCCGGAUUUAUGGAUUCAACGCAAUAUCCUGGUCCACUUUCGAAAGUUUGGCGUCUAGCGAAAGGGAUUAUGGGAACUUCAGAACUUAGUGAUUGUGACGAAUAACGUGAAAAAACAGAUCGUGACCAAACUUUGUUCAUUGUUUUUCAAACCAGAGUCUUUCAUGAAGCAAACUUGCAAAAUCUUUAGUCUUUCAACAUUUUAAUUUGUAAAAUAAAAUUCGAAAAAACAAAUUUUUCCCCAUUAUUGUAUAUAUGUCAAAAAGUUUUAUUUUGAAUUCUGUUCCUUGUGAAUUAAUCAACUAAGGCGAAGUAUUAGGAAAAAUGAACAGCUUGAUGUACUUGUAAACAUUAGUAUAGAUAUUUGGUUCAUUUGCCCAGUAUAUGUUCAUGUACUCCUGAGUCAUAUUUUGUAGUGAUAACUAGUGAUACUACCCGGCUGCCUAAAUCGGAUUCUUAAUCCACUGGUUGAAGUACAUAGUACACACAAGUGGGUAAUCAUGGAUUUAUGUAUUCUGUUAGAUCUCCGUCAGGCUUUGCUCUAAUAUACAGUAAUAUUUAUAUGCAUAUACGAAAUUGUUAAAUUAAUCAAGGCAGUUACUGAGUUAGUGAUAACAGUGGAAUAGAUCACAUAAGUAAAGAGUACAAAUUCAUAGUAUUUGUAUUCAUAAGCGUUAUAACUUGUGACCUGUGCGCCCUGCUAAUAUAUAACGUAACGAUGCCACCAAAUAUAGAGCAGUGAAUUAUCGAUCGGACCAAUGACGCCUAAAACCCAUACGAGCAGUCUAGAGUUUUUAUCGGUCCUGCUUCCUGCCUAGCCCAAUCAGUUAGGUCCAGGACACGAAUCUCUGCCUCUGCGACAUGAAUAAUUUAUUUCAAGCAUACUGGGUCUAUAUACCAAUCAAGCAGACCACAUCGUACCAAUAAGGUAUGAAACGACAUUUGUACAAGAAUUAGCCAAAUGUGGAUGUGAAUGAGGGAGGUAGUAAGUAAUAGACGGCAUAAUUCAAGAAUGGUAAGUCGUAUAAUGAUAGUUCAUAGGCCAAAACAAAGCUUAUAAUAA
Molecule: messenger RNA, 2957 nt
Organism: Schistosoma mattheei
Lineage: Eukaryota; Metazoa; Platyhelminthes; Trematoda; Strigeidida; Schistosomatidae
Source: the annotation of a GenBank genome assembly